Stegostoma tigrinum is the source of this 3859-nucleotide messenger RNA. It is a transcript of the gene nasp, whose product is annotated as nuclear autoantigenic sperm protein (histone-binding). The coding region runs from base 556 to 1818 and encodes 420 amino acids. Gene Ontology annotation, biological process: CENP-A containing chromatin assembly; DNA replication-dependent chromatin assembly. Gene Ontology annotation, cellular component: nucleoplasm. The record is from RefSeq and is a predicted model, not a curated record. The transcript is spliced from 13 exons. NCBI's taxonomy places the organism in Eukaryota, Metazoa, Chordata, Chondrichthyes, Orectolobiformes, Stegostomatidae. Gene Ontology annotation, molecular function: histone binding.
UCCAUUUGUCCUGUUGCUACAAUCGGGAUGGAAUCUGAGCCCGGAGCUCGAGCGGAAUCCCCCUUUCUUCCCCGCCCCGGAGGAGCUGCAAACACACCGCAGUCCAAUGCACAAUCCCUCCGUCACAUCGUACCGUUUCGGAUGGCGAUCUUUAAGACUAUUUCGCGUGUGUGUUUGUGUGUGUAUAUACCUACAGCGUAUACUGCGUGCAAGGACUAACAAGAGCCCCAUCCCGUUCGCUUUCCUUUUUUUUUGCUUGUAACUCCCCUCUCUGCUCCAACGUGGUAACCCGGGUGUUUCCGAACAGCCUGUAUUUCAGCGGAACGAGUAUGCUGGAUUAGUGUUUGAAUAGUCACUGCUUGAUAUCGCUGUUAGUAUUCCGUUGUAAGAACGAUUCGAAACUUUGGGGCAUGUCCAGAAAGUUUUGCUGCUUCACCAAAUGAAUAAUAGGUUCGCGAAGCUGGCUCAACCUAUCAGAAUUCACGCUUCUGGGACACACACGCACUCCCUGCCGUUGUAAUGCCCUGUUAUUGUUUACAAUUACUACUUGGAUGAAUGUGGAAGCGCCACAUUUUGUAUGCUGAUGUCAGUGUUGAAGCCACAAAGUUACUUGGAACUGGCAAAAGACACAUGGUGAUGGAAGACUUUGUAGCAGCAGUCAAUACCUUUCAAGAUGCAUGCAGGCUAUUGAGUGAAAGACAUGGAGAAAUGGCUGAUGAAUGUGGAGAAGCUUAUUUCUGCUAUGGAAAAGCCCUUCUGGAGUUGGCAAGAAUUGAGCGUGGCGUUCUUGGUAAUGCUCUUCAAGGAGUUCCUGAAGAUGAUGAUGAAGAAACAGCAGCAGCAGAUGCGGACUCCAGAGUAGAAAAUGCAGAGAAUGUAGCUGAUGCCUCUGGUGCUGCUGAUGCAAGUGGUGAUGACGAUGAAAAUGAAGAGACUGGUGAAGGAAAGGAUACUGAAAGUGAGGAAGUUGAUAAUUUGCAGCUGGCCUGGGAAAUGCUUGAAUUGGCAAAAGUGAUCUUCAAAAGGCAAGAAAGUAAAGAAAUACAACUCUGUGCAGCACAGGCUUAUCUGAAACUGGGAGAAGUUGGAAUAGAAUCUGAGAACUACAUUCAGGCUAUUGAAGAUUUCCACGAAUGUCUGACCAUUCAGGAAAAACACCUCGAGGCACAUAACCGACUGUUGGCAGAAACCCAUUAUCAGUUGGGGCUGGCUUACAGUUUGAGUAAUCAGUAUGAUUUCUCUCUAAAACAUUUCAAGGAAUCCUUUAAUGUCAUUGAGAAAAGGUUAGCCAUGUUAACAGAGAGAAUUGAGAAAGCAGAAGAGAAAGGCAAAUCUCCAGCAAAAGACUCUGAUGCUCUUUCUGAAGAUAAGCAGGAGGUUGAGGAACUUAAAGAGCUGUUGCCAGAGAUAAAAGCAAAAAUUGAAGAUUCAGAAGAAUCCAAAGAUGAUGGAAGUGCAAAUAAAGCCCUUCAGGAAACGUUGUCUAGACCACCUGCCUUUUCAGGGUUUGAAACCCACAGUCUUACAAGCACUGUACCAACAUUAGCUGUACAGACUGGAAAAGUAAUGGGUGAAGCUUCUACCUCCAGCUCAAACUGUGUGUCUAACAUCAGUCAUUUAGUAAGGAAAAAAUCUUCAUUACAGAGGAAACCUGAAGAUUGUGAGAAUGAUAAUAAAGAGCCUAAAAAAGCCAAGCAGGAGGAGUCUGCUAUGAAUGGUGGAUGUGGAGAUACUGCUCAUGAUAGGAAUGGAGUUCCUGAGAAAAUGGAAUCUGAAGAAUUUGUUUCCUCGAAGUCUGAACCGGAAGCUCAGAGCUAGUUAACAGACAUUCAGAUGGCCAGCAACAUUUUUUGCCCACACCAGAUCUUUUUUGUACAUAAUGUAUUUUUGAUUGGCUUUUUUGAACUGUUUUUGUAACACUGUGGAAAUAUUCAAUAAAGAUGUAAUUUGCAAUCAUGAGUCCUAAGACCAUUUAACAACUCUGCACAUACUGAUUUUUGUUGAAUAGUUUCAGUACUUGUAUGUUGGAUCACCAUACACACUUCGUAGUCACUUGCAUGUUUUAUGAUUUAGUUAUACACUACACAAAUGUUUUUGACAAUUUUUAAACUGUUUGAGUAAAUAAUAGCCUUGUGACUGGGUUGUCCAUUCUGUGACCAGAAUUCAUCUAAAGUUGGUGUUGUUUAGUUCCAUUUCUAUUUGGCAAUUUCAAUUUAUUAGAAUUAACUCCAGAUAUGCAGAGGAGGGCUGUGUGAAGUUGCUGGCUUCAAUUUGGCAAUUAGGAGGCUGGAAGAACGCAGCAGGCCAGGCAGCAUCUGACUACUCCUUUCCUCCAAUGUUUCAGGUAUUACCCUUCGGGCCUGGAGAAGGUUAACACCUGAAACAUUGACUACUCCUUUCCUCCAGAUGCUGCCUGACCUGAUGCCAUCUCCCAACCUCCUGUUUGUCUACUUUUGGAUUCCAGCAUCUGCAUUUUUUUGUGUAUGGUGUAUUUGGCAAUUAUUUGGUGAAACCAUUGUAUCUUUAUUUUGACAUCAACCUGUUACAAUUGACUGGAACACUUGACUGUUCUGUUGCUCUUUCCUCAAGCUAAAUUUGCCAUGACUUGAGGGUGGGGAUUUGGAUGUUGUCUAUGUGGACUUUAGUCAAGCAUUUGGUCAGGUGCCUCAUGGUAGGCUGAUCCAGAAGAUAAGUCAGAAGUUUACCAGGUGUUGCCUGUAUUGAACAGAUUGGGCAAAUUUGGAUUGUUUUUGCUAGAGCCUAAGAGGCUAAGAAGUGACCUGACAAAAGUCCAUGAAAUUGGGAGGCAUGGCUAGAGUUGUCGUUGGACUUCUCUAUCCCUUCUUUUUCUCCCCAACUGCCCUGCCUGGAGUGGUAAAGUCAGUUACUUGAUGGCAUAGGUUUAGGGUAUGGGGGUUGGGUGGGGGGAGAAGGUUAAAGGAAACUUAAAGGGGAGGUUUUUAGAUGGUGGUGGAAGCAAAUAUGAUAGCAGCAUUUAAGAGGCAUUUCAACAGACAUGAUCAGGCAGGCAGUAGAGCAAUACAGACCAUCUGUGGACAGAUGCUAUUAGUUUUAGAAUAGCAUCAUAGUUGGCAUAGACAUGGAGGAUUGAAAAGUCUGUUACUGUGCUGUGCUGUUUGUCCUUAAAGUCAAGGCAUGCACUUUUAACUUUAGUUCAGUCUCAAACUGCACUUUCUAUAAUGAUCAGUAUUUCCAGCCUUUCACAGACUCUGUUUCAAUGUUAUUUGUGCAAGCAGCCUGAUAAAAGCUCAGGUGCCUAUACCUACCCUGCAUUAAGUUGCUUUGUGUUUAUUGCUUUUAACACUCCAAACCAUGAAAUACAAAAUCUACAACCUCCUAAUCUUGCAAACCCUCACUUUCAAAUUAGUUUUUGCUUCCCUUUUUCCAUGCUAUUUCCUUUUGGAUGUGGUGUUUUUUCUUUUGAAAGUAUAUUUCAUUUUCAGGUAACCACGUAUGGAACAACUUGCACAUUGUGUAAAACUGAAUUCACCAAAUUGGGAAAUCCUGCAUUUGUAACUCUUUCAUUGCUGACUUCUUGGUCAGGAAGGGUUUUUGAUUCUCAGCUGGUACUCCAAUUCUACUGUCUUCGGAAGCAAAUCCAGGGCUUUGUGUACUAGUCAGGCUGUGAAGAAUUGUAUCAGUAGCCUUACACCAGCUGUUGUUGAAGAACAUGAAGCAAGACUGAUAUACUUACAAUGCUCUAGAGAAACUUAAGAAUCUCUUGGAUGUGGAAAGUACAGUGGAGUACGAGUAUAUCUAUCUACAAAUAAACAUUUUUAAAAAUCUGUACUUGGCAUUAAUAAAACAUACUUUUCAUUUUUGUAUAGACAUGAUCUAA